AUGACGGUUCUAUCGACUCCUUUGAAAACUUACCAUCACUGUCAGUACAAAAGGCCGGUUCCCGACGUCAACCACUCGGCCGUUCUAUCCUCAUCUCCUGCAAAGAGUCAAUCGUCUUCAUCGUCCGAUUCGAAGGAUAGUUUCCGCCUUAUUGCUCGACAGCUGCUUGAUUCGCUGCAACCCGAACCUCUCAACGUCCCACUCCGUUCUACGGAGAACAGAAACCCGGAUUUUGUUGAUCCAUCCGACAUUAUCAGCAAUGCCUCUCAGGAAGUUCCUAUCAUGCUAAGCGAUGAACCGUCCCCCUACGAGAACACUCUCCAUGGGAACCAGUAUCACCACGAGCAACAGGCUCUCUUGGACACGUCUCUUUCUACAGGCAUGGGGAGCAGCUCGUCAUACGAUUCUUCCCCGAGAUUCUUCCCCCGUUCGGAGAGUGAACCACGUUUCGUUCGAAAGCACAUUCCACACUCCAAAUCAGAAUCUCACAUCAAGAAUGAAGAAGCUUAUGAAGUCUGUGCUUACCAGCGUGAACAUCGUCAUGUUCACUUCGAUUUCUCAGAGCAGAAAAACACGGUUGAUUCUCAGCCUUCAACUCCUGUUCGAGGACGUCCUCUGGUGAGACCUUCAGUCUCCAGAAAUCACCUGAAUUACGAUGACGACGAUGACAUCGAUAUCUUCCACGGAAGCCCUAAAAAGGGGUCCAGAUCUCCCCAUAAGAAGCUCUUUGGAGAAAACGGAUGGCUUGGUCGCACUACGAGCAUGAAGGAGCAACCCGAUGAGAGGUACCGGAAAACGGCGCUCCAGAAAGUGGGCGAGAAGAUCAAGCAGCAGGUGGAAGAUUGGGUGACGGGUGAUAUGGCCAAAGCCUUUCCGAAAGACUCUCGUCAGGACAACUCACCACCCAGGAUCGUUUCGAGACCGACACUCCCCAUCUCUUUGGAUCCCCCGACGCAGGCAAAGAUGUACAGCGAGAUCGAAGUCAUGAUCUGCAUGACUGCCAACAAAUUCCUCCUUGACCAGUUCCAUAAACGCCGCAUGUCCGCGGAAUCUAUCAAGAAGAUAACCAACUUCUGGAUGUCCAAGAACAGGGCUCAAGUUAGCGAAUUCCAGUUCGAUCAGGCUACCCAGCGAGAACUCAUUCUGUACAACCUUCGUACGUUCGAAUUCCACGGCGAGUAUGCUAUCAACCCCGUUGCUCUGAAGUCGGCUCUGGACAACUGGAAGGCGGUUGCAAAGGAGAUGAGCGUGAGAACCUUUUGUUACCCCGACAGCGUUAUUCGCAAGCAUAUGCACGACACCCACAAGAUUCUCGAGAUGCUUGGUGCAUCUGACGCGACUCUGCGCGACUUUGAGUUCCUUCAGAUGAAGGUUAUCGUGAAGAUGUCAGAACAUCGCCGGAAGAACUCCGAAGGAAGCGAUGGGAAAGGCAGCCCUCGCGCACACACCGGCCGUGCCCGUUGA
Molecule: messenger RNA, 1464 nt
Organism: Rasamsonia emersonii CBS 393.64
Lineage: Eukaryota; Fungi; Ascomycota; Eurotiomycetes; Eurotiales; Trichocomaceae
Exons: 4
Coding region: 1-1464 (487 amino acids)
Source: RefSeq, a predicted model, not a curated record